AUGGUCAUGAAGACGGAUCCGAAGAAUAGCGACUACGAGAUGGAAUCCGGAGCGUCCAGAAAUUUCGAGCCAUGGCGAGCGUCGGACGAGCAGAAGGCGACCGCGAAGCGGCAGCGCGAGGAGGAAGAAAUGGGCGACGCCAUGCGCGCUCUCGAGAAUCGAACCCUCGACUCCAAGAUGGAAAUGGACAUUCUCGCGGCCUUGGACGAAAUGAAAUCGAUGCGUGCGCGACAAGCAACCCUAGAUCCAGCAGCGGUUCUGGAGGUGCUUCAGAGAUCGGCCGGCGGAGCUGGUGGGAGCGGAGGAGGAGUGUUAGCGGAUCCGAAACAACUAACGGAAGAAGACGAGGAGCUGAUUAAAAAGAUAGUAUUCAGAAAAUCAGAGAAGUUUGUAAAGAGGAUAGACAGUGACGAGGAGGAUGAGGGGGAAGAAGGUGAGGGAGCUGAAGCCAGCAACAAGGAUCAGCAAGGAGGGGUUAAAAGGGCUCGUAUUGUCGCCAAUGGAGGCGAAGGCGGUGGUGAUGUUCCGGGUGAUAAUGGAGCUGAAAUUGCUGGAGGCAAUGCUGAUGGUUCAGGGGGUUCCAGUGCUGGUGGCUUGCAGCGAGAUGACGAGGAGAAGGGGAAAGCUGCGUUAACCAACUUGUUUUCAACCUAUGGUUCUGAUGAUGAUGACGAGGAUGAGUAA
This is a messenger RNA of Closterium sp. Naga37s-1, 684 nucleotides long. The record is from the annotation of a GenBank genome assembly. NCBI's taxonomy places the organism in Eukaryota, Viridiplantae, Streptophyta, Zygnematophyceae, Desmidiales, Closteriaceae.